AUGUUGACCACAAAAGAGAUAGCUGCCAACGAAUUACAUGAUUAUGAAAGAUUGGAAAAUUCUCUAUCAGAUAAAAAAUUAUUUUACUUUCACGGCGAUCCAGUAUAUUACGCAAAAAUACCCGGCACCUCUAAGCUCCUACGAGAAACUUGUGUAAAGUACACACUGGAAACCUCUAUAAAACAAAUAUAUCAAAGUGUUAUCCAGAAUAGGGCCAGGAUGGCUUCUUCCCGACGUACAAAACGCAAAACGACGCGCAAAGAUAACAAGACUCUUGUCGAAUGUGAAUAUAAACCACAACUUAUCACAAGCUUAAUUAAAAGUGCCCCUGAGGUUCAGACAUGGCUUACCAAAGACGAAAUCCGCAUUGUCGCAUUGAAGACGAGGACGAAAGAGUAUCAGGUACACAGUGCACGAUUCCGUAAAACUUUGGAUCCUGACAUCUCUUAUGAUGUAUUAAGCAUCGAGCGCAUUGAAAAUCCUUGCCUAAUGGCAGGAUUUGUUCUGAAACGCAUGGAGCUUAAAUCCAUGCAACCGAAACAUCCAGUUUAUACCAGGACGAUGUUCCACGCAACGAAACGUUCUGCUACCAACCAAAUCAUACUACAUAAUUUCGAUUGGAGGAUGUCUGGACAGAAACGAGGUGAUAAAUGGGGACAUGGCAUUUCCUUUUCACCGCAUUCGGACUUUGCAGCCAAAUUCACGCGCAGUUACAAUGGUGUUUGUUGCAUGUUACUCUGCUACAUGUUACAACGCCGCGCCAUGAUUGGAAGCAGAGGACUUGAGGUGCCUGAUGAUGAAUACGACACGACGAAGAGUAAGGACAACAAAGUCUACGUCAAGUUCGAUGAUUACACUGUCUAUCCAGCAUACAGGAUUACCUAUAGGAUGUAUACUGACUGAAUAUACACUGUUUUAAAUCGAGUCAACAGUCAGUUUAUGUAAACGAUAGUUUUAAGUUUAAGACAAACAUUAUGGAAUACAGAAUGUUACGUAAA
Dalotia coriaria is the source of this 998-nucleotide messenger RNA. Its product is annotated as protein mono-ADP-ribosyltransferase PARP11-like. Gene Ontology annotation, cellular component: nucleus. Bases 1 to 903 code for a protein of 300 amino acids. Gene Ontology annotation, molecular function: NAD+-protein mono-ADP-ribosyltransferase activity; NAD+ poly-ADP-ribosyltransferase activity. The transcript has 4 exons. NCBI's taxonomy places the organism in Eukaryota, Metazoa, Arthropoda, Insecta, Coleoptera, Staphylinidae. The record is from RefSeq and is a predicted model, not a curated record.